Engraulis encrasicolus (European anchovy) is the source of this 5108-nucleotide messenger RNA. It is a transcript of the gene nr1d2b, whose product is annotated as nuclear receptor subfamily 1, group D, member 2b. NCBI's taxonomy places the organism in Eukaryota, Metazoa, Chordata, Actinopteri, Clupeiformes, Engraulidae. Gene Ontology annotation, biological process: positive regulation of transcription by RNA polymerase II; cell differentiation; negative regulation of transcription by RNA polymerase II. The transcript is spliced from 8 exons. The record is from RefSeq and is a predicted model, not a curated record. The coding region runs from base 662 to 2692 and encodes 676 amino acids. Gene Ontology annotation, molecular function: nuclear receptor activity; zinc ion binding; RNA polymerase II cis-regulatory region sequence-specific DNA binding.
CUCUAAAAACAGCCCCUCUUGUUUUUGCAGCCCGUACCUCAUGCCAUUUCUAAAACAUCUCACAUCCAUUAUGCUGAUGUCAAAGAUACACUUCAAUGGUCCCAAGUUAAGAAGUAAAAGUUUUAAAAAGUGUGUCAGUGGGUUACGUUGUUGCCACUUGCCAACUCUCGGAUAGCGGAAGGAGGAGCGCUUGCUGAAAUGGGUCACAUGGUAUCGUAACGAGCGCCGUCGCUUCACUGAGGUUAUUACAAUCCUUGCAUUGGUCAGUGGAGUUGCAUCGCCGCUCUCUUCCACAGACUUGACACAGAAAUUGUAGCGAGUGUUCCAUUGGUGUGCAGUAGGUUUUUAAUAGCCAUUGCAAUAGACGAUACCUGUCUUUAAGUUUCCUUUGUUCCCGGUGUUAUUGAGGAUAGAAAGUGUUUUACUAAACCUGACACCCAGUCGAACUCGUCGUGGAUAAAUCGUUUAUUGGAGUGAAGAGACAAAAUCCAGGCAUCCAUUCGAAAGGAAAAUAGAUGCUGCUUGGUGGAUGAACGUCUCCGUGGGCAAUAUUAGAGGGUUUCAUUCAUUUCACCGCAUAGCAGCGACUUUUCAGGUUGCUGGAAACUCAAGAAAGACGGCUAAAAACAGGUGACCAAGAGGGUCUCGGUCGUUGGACGACAUGGAUUCCACAAAAGCAGCAGGGGGUGUGAUAGCCUACAUCAGCUCCUCCAGCACCUCCUCCAGUCCAGAGUCAUGUCACAGCGACUGUUCCAACAGCAGCUACCAGUCCUCCUCGCCGCGAGCCCCGUCGCCCAGACAACGGCAGGGCCAGCAGAUUGACUCGGUUGCCACGGCCACCAUGGCCACUGCCGCCAUGCCCAAGACGGCCACCGGCAAGACCCGCAACCCCGCAGGCACCAAGUGUGGCAUCACAAAAAUCAACGGUCUGGUGCUGCUGUGUAAAGUGUGUGGCGAUGUGGCUUCUGGCUUCCACUAUGGCGUCCACGCCUGCGAAGGCUGCAAGGGUUUCUUCCGGCGCAGCAUCCAGCAGAACAUCCAGUAUAAGAAGUGCCUUAAGAACGAGAGCUGCCCCAUCAUGCGCAUCAACCGCAACCGCUGCCAACAGUGCCGCUUCAAGAAGUGCCUGGCGGUCGGCAUGUCCAGAGAUGCUGUGAGGUUUGGCCGCAUCCCCAAGCGCGAGAAGCAGCGCAUGUUGCUGGAGAUGCAGAGUGCCAUGAACAACAUGAUGAACAACAACAACCCCGCCGUUGCCACCCAGCUCCUCGUCAACCAACCGCUGCCACCGCCACCGGCUCCCUCGUUGCUAGGCAACCCCUCCCCCUCACUAGGCACCCCAUCGCCGGCGCCGUGUCCCGUGGUGGAGGUAGCGGCCGUGGAAGAGGCUUCACCCACUUCCUCUUCCUCUUCCUCCAACUCGUCGCCGGGCUCCUCCCCUCGCAGCAACCAAUCGGAUUCCAGCGCCGACCCGGAGCCUGAGCCCUCGUUGGCCAUGGACACCAGCCCCAGCUCGGCCUCGUCCAGCGGCACGGAGAGCGGCGAGGAGGAGGUGAUCGGCUCGGUGACGCGAGCGCACCAGGACACCUUCAUGUACAACCAGGAGGACCAGGGCAGCCCUUCGAGCCCCGCCGAGGAGUCCCAGCGCUCCCCCUCGGCCAACGAGAGCGCGCACACCCAGGGCAAGACCUUGGAGGACGAGCGGCAGCACAACCGCGACCACGACGCCUGGAACAACUACCGCAACAACAUCAACACCACGGCGACCAACCACAAUAACAGCAGCGGUAGCAACAGCAGCAGCAGGCUGGUGCCCAACAACCAGACGGAGCAGACCACCUCCCCCUCCUCCUCCUCUUCCACCUCCUUCUCAACCAUGGAGGGGCUGAGGGUGAUGGACAACAACGCGCCCAGGCAGUGCCCCAUGCAGAACAACGCGCCCAGACACUGCCCCAUGCAGAAUAACAUGCACACCGCUGCCCCCAGUGGCCAGUGCCCGGUGACGGGACACAGCAUGCCACACAGAGCACUCAGCAACAACAGCAGGGAUAUGAAUGGAUACAGAGGACCAGCGUGGAGAGGGGGCAACAGGAUGUACCUGGUGUGUCCCAUGAACACCACGCCGUACGUGGACCCCCAGAAGUCGGGCCACAGCAUCUGGGAGGACUUCUCCAUGAGCUUCACGCCGGCCGUGCGCGAGGUGGUGGAGUUCGCCAAGCGCAUCCCCGGCUUCCAAGACCUUUCCCAGCACGACCAAGUCAGCCUGCUCAAAGCCGGCACCUUUGAGGUCCUGGUGGUGCGUUUCGUGUCCCUGUUCGACUUGAAGGAGCGCACGGUGACGUUCCUGAGCGGCAAGAAGUACGCGGUGGAGGCGCUGCGCUCUAUGGGUGCCGGGGACCUGCUCAACUCCAUGCUGGACUUCAGCGAGAAGCUGCUGGUGCUGGGACUCAGUGAGGAGGAGAUGAGCCUCUUCACCGCUGUGGUGCUAGUCUCCGCAGAUCGCUCGGGGCUGGAGAACGUGAACUCCGUGGAGGCGCUCCAGGAGACCCUGAUCCGUGCGCUGAGGAGCCUGAUCACCAAGAACCACCCCAACGAGGCGGCCAUCUUCACCAAGCUGCUGCUCAAGCUGCCCGACCUGCGCUCCCUCAACAACAUGCACUCCGAGCAGCUGCUGGCCUUCAAGGUGCACCCCUGAGCACCGCUGGCCUUCAGCUAGAAGCUGGGGACCACGCCACUUGACCGCCCCUCCAGUGGACAUGUGGAGAGGAACAUGACAUUUGACAUUGACAAACCCUGGCCUUGAACCCCCUUUUUAUCUCAUGUACUUACACUGAGGACUAAAAAAUGCCUCAGGCAAACUCUUGUUAAUGAUGGUAAAGUGUAAAGGGGUGGCUUUGGUUGUUACCUCUUAAAAUGCAAGACCCAGAACAAGGAUACAGACUUGUCAUGGAGAGGAGGGAGGGGUCAAGAGAAGGACUAAGAGACUUCAAUGACACUUGUACAGCAAGGCACUGAUGCCUCCUGUCACGGUAGUCGUGCACACACCUUUAGACAUAAGCUUGAAGGUUAAUGACGUGUAUGUUUGUAAACUUUUUUUGUCCAAAUACUAUGUCUAAAUAUGUGUCUCUGUGUAUGGGGUUUGGGGUUGAUUGGUAGGUGGGGUGGGGUGGGGUGGGGUGGGGUGGGGUUGGCGGGUGGAUUGCAAGUUUUGCACUUGCCCUCUGUAGAAAACCUUUUCAAUUUUUUUGUCAUGACUUUAUAUUGCUGCAUUGCUGUUUGUGCAAUAUGUGAAAUAUUAACUUGAAUAACAACAAAUAAUUAUUUUUCACAAGGCACAUUAUAGUUCUAUUGUCGUGUUUCUUGGCGCGGCCUGUAUUUGCUACAGGCCUGAGCAGAAACGCGCAGAAACGCCGGGUGCAUCGGUGAAAAAAAUCAAUGUUCUUGUAUACAUUCAUAGGUUGAAUUGAGGUCUAGAUGGAAAACACUAUACCUCUAGGCCUGUGACCUAAGUACAUAUUGUAUUAGUGACUUUUCAAUUGGGCUCUACAGAGGAGUGUGGUUACAACUCCUCUUUAAAAUAAAACUUGAACUUAAAACGAAACCGCAACGAAUGUGAUUUGCGAGCUGCUAAAUCAGGUGUGUGGAGGUGCUAGGAACACCAUCUUCCUUUGCUUGCCUGUAAGAGAGUGGGUGAGAGAAAGAGAUAGCCACGAAUGUUCAGCCAUUAUAAUCUAAUCUUCUGUUGGCGUCUGACCACUGCAGCGAUAAGACUAUGACAGAAGUACAUGCUUGUCAGAAGCCCACUCUGGUGUGUGUGUGUGUGUGUGUGUGUGUGUGAGAGAGAGAGAGAGAAAGAGGGAGAGAGAGAGGGCGGAAGUGAGCUUGAAUGUCUGCUAUGACAUUGUUGGCUUUUUCUUGCUACUUCAAAGUCCUUCUGACCUCGUUUUCAGCUCAGAAAAUGUUCUAAUGACAACGAAAGAAAGGUUCUGUGAAAAACUUAAAUGGGAGCAAGGACAAAGCUGUCGCUGUUUGUGUCUGCCUGGUGCCCUAGACAUCGAAGCACUUGGCCAACCCGUGACCAGCACAGCAGAGCACAAAACCCUACACCACACUUAACUUACUGGUGGGACCAUGAUCAUUUUGUCUUGAAAAACGAUGAAACACAGAAAAUAUAUUGCUGGCCAGUAAAAAACAUUGCAUGACGUCUAGUCAUCUAGUCAUGUCCUGUAUACUUCUUCAUAGAGAAGCAGAGAGUGCCCUCCCCUCCACAUGGUGGUGGAGAAGGGGGUUGCAGGUCAGAGAUGCGAUUCAGAUAUCUGAACUAGGAUGGGUCGAGAGGGUCUACUUUUAUACAUUGAUUACACUCGUUCUUUUUUUUUAAACUGUAUUUUAUUUUCUUCUAUUUCCUUCUGUAGUUCGCUGAGAAGUUUUGUCAAGUGAGUGUUGCAGGUUUUUUUAGUUGAUAUUACUAUAAUUAUUAAGAUAUUCUUUUUUUUCUUUGUUGUCGAGAUCAAAAGGUUUAGUUCAUUCAUCAUGGAGUCUGUAUGUGGUUCCCACACACCACCAAUGUGCCACAGGGGAGAUGAUGGGAGAGGCAGGGGGUUCAAGUCCAAGACUGAGAUUGUGAAAGAAUGAACUGUCUGAAACUCCAUAUGACAUUGGACUCCGGGUCGGAGCAAAAAAACAAGUCUGCUUCCCCCAUCUACUCCCAUCUGAAACUUUUAGUUUAAACCUCAAGCAAAUAGAGCUUAUCUUUAAAAACAUUUUGUAGUUUUGACUUUAUUAUAUAAAGAACAGCAUGAUUGUACUAGUGACAAUUACAAUGUGAUUGUAUAGGUGGAGUCUGCUAUAUAGAGGAGGUACGAAGAGAUAAACUGUGGAUAUACUGAUUUAAGACUUUUUUUUAAAAGAUACAUUUCCUUUCUAUUUUCACCUCUGUUGGUCGUCCCUCUAAAAAAAAAAAGCUUCUGUCCAUGUGAGCAUUGUGUUGAUAUGCUGUGGUCAAUCUGUUUUCUUCUGUGAAACCAUUGCAAAAUACAUAGAUUUCUAUAUGUAUAAGUAUAUAAAUAAUAUAAAUAUCUCUCCAUCAAAAAUAAACAUAUAAAUGUUGG